AUGACAGUCGAGUCUUCAAAGCCGAGCUUCUCGCUUGUCGACCACAACUGUCGCCCUGUCCACGAAACGGAUUUCCGCGGCAACCACACUCUGAUUUUCUUUGGCUUCACCCACUGUGCAGUAGUGUGCCCCAGGGCGCUUGAGCGAUUGACUGAGAUUCUCAGCCGUCUUGGAACAGCUGCAAAUCGAUUCAAUGCUCUUUACAUUUCAGUCGACCCGGAGCGUGACACCCCCGAGGUCAUGAAGACCUUUCUGUCCAGCCGUGCACCGUAUUUCACCGGUCUAACGGGAACCAAGGGGCAAGUCGACUCGGCUCGAAAGGCUUUCCGGGUCUUUGCUCAACGGAAAAAUGAUGACAGCGUACCCGAAGGUUAUACCAUUCCUCAUACAGCUAUUACAUACAUACUCGGCCCUGAUGGCCGUCUCGUGGACCAUCUCAACGAUAGUCUCGACAUAGAAGAGGCAGCCAUGCGUUUGCACAAAGUCUUGGCGCUGGAUUCCAACGGAGGAGCGACGAGUGCACCUGCGCCGCAUUGCCUCAGCCCUGGCUCGAGCAUCGUCGGGCAGGAAAGUCUGGCGUUACUGGAUAAGAAGCAGGCUGCUAGUAUCAGACACAUCGGCAAUCUAGCCAGGCAACUCAAGGGUGACUGGUCCAACAUGAUGGGUCCCACCGAUCUCAAUGACGGAUUCGGUGCCUACCGUUUCCAGAUUGCGUACGGCGCAUAUACGCUGGCUUUGGCGCAUUUCCACCGUCUCCCAGCCGCUCCCGGAGUGUUCAAACCCACCCUAGAACGCAUGAUCGAAAAGAUGUGUCACCCUGAUGUCUGGUACUACUGGCGUGACGCUAGCACAGGCGGUGGUGUAGGCAACACACCCAGGAAAGAACCGGACGCGAACCCGAUUGAGAAAGACAACAUUAUGUACAGCUCGUACUUGCAGACUAUGACGCUGCUAUAUAAUAGCCUUUUUGAUGAUGACCGCUAUACAAAACCCGGCUCACUGACAUUGGAAUACGACCCGUUCUUUUGGGGAGAUGCCGGUGGUUUUCGAUUCGAGUAUGACCAAAACUCUCUCAACGACCGAGUGUACUGGAAUAUGGUCGAGAGCGGAUAUCUCGGCGUCGCUUGUGAACCUUACUGUGUGUUCCAGAUUUGCAACCAACCUCCCAUCAUCGGGUUUCGCCUGAACGAUGAGUUACACGGUGGCAAGACCGCCGAAGAGGUCACUACAGGCUAUGUGAAAGCGUGGAAGGAAUUUGGAGGCAGUCUCGACGCUGAAGGGGGCUAUCAGUUUUUUGUGGGCACCCACAACAAUAUGGUGGUCCCGAGCCCUGGGACUGGCAUGGAUGCGUGGUGCGCUCUUUUAAUGCACUCGUGGAACCCUGACUUCGUGAAAGAAAACUACGACACUCAGCGGCAAAGGUCGUUAAUUCACCACGAAGACGGAACGCUGUCGGUGAAAGUCAACUUAGUCGAAGGAAUGUCGAAGAACACCACCGGACUCUUAAAGAGCGGAGAGUUUGGCUGGAUGAUCGCCUUGGCCGCUGAGGUCGGUGAUACGGAUACCCUGAACCGGUUGCUGGCCUACGCGGACAAACACUUCUCGCCUCGUUAUCAGAACGGUGGCCUCACCUACCCACGAAGGGAUGACAUGUACGAUGACGACGGCUACUAUGUGAUGAGCACCCCCAUGCAGUCGAACGCGCUCUUCCCUCUCGCUCGGUUGAACGUGUCGGGUGGAUUUGAAAGGCUUUACAAACAACCAUGGGGCCCGAAGAAUCGUGAACAUUACGACGAACCGGCGCUCACCGAGAUUGACUUCAGUAUCGAUGUCUACCGUGCAGUGUAUAUCCCAACUCAGCGUGCUCUACUCUUUGAUGUUGCGGCAUUUGAGGAGGGGGCGAGAGGCGUAGUGGGUUUAGCUCGAGUGUUUGGCAGGGGGAACUGGACUCUCAAACGUGAUGGAUCCCGAAUUGCUUGGGGGAGUAGCACGGGGCUUUCUGGCUCUGAACCACUGGCAGAAAUCAAGCAAGACGGGGAAGUGCUGUUACUAUCUCACUCAGAGACCAGAGUUACCUCAUUCGUUAUUGAGUGGGCUUAA
This is a messenger RNA of Fusarium falciforme, 2100 nucleotides long. RefSeq names its product Ldi domain-containing protein. The coding region runs from base 1 to 2100 and encodes 699 amino acids. Lineage: Eukaryota; Fungi; Ascomycota; Sordariomycetes; Hypocreales; Nectriaceae. The record is from RefSeq and is a predicted model, not a curated record. The transcript has a single exon.